AUGACAUCUCUAUCUCUGUAUACUAUAAUAAUACUUCUCAUAAUGCUCAUUGCCCCUCAAGCUAUCAGCAGUAAGAAAAUCAGUGCUGCUCUCAAUAUUAUCCUUCCGGGACAUGUAGCGGUGGACACACAUAAGUGGAUUUGUGCACCAUUUGCCAAAUCACCAUCAAAAAUGGACACAUCAAUACCAGGAGUUUAUAUUUUCUUCCAAUCCUUCCAACAAAAGGGAAAUACACAUCUUGUUCCAGCAUAUAUUGGGAGCUCAACUUAUAGCAUAUACGAUAGGAUAACGACACAUCAGAGAAAAAAGAUUUUUAUAGAUAAUACUAUAGGAUGGUGCCUCUUCCCUCUCAAACCAAAGGUGGGAGAUCAUAGGUACGACGUAGUGGAUAUAGAGAGCAAGCUACUCUCAAUAUGUAUGACCAUAAUCAACAGUCCUCUACAUGGUGGAGUCGAUGUCUUCAAAUUCGAUACGAACCCCGUCAGCCUCCUCGACGCAUUUGAAGAGUGGUUUAUACAGUAUGACGAAUCACCUCAAACUACGGAUGCGACACCAAUUACUUUUACAGCAGCUCCCAGAUUUAAAUCUGUCGAUACCCACACUCCUCCUGUUGGCAUUGAUUCCAUUGCGCAACUUAAACAAUCUCUGGGACACCGGUCACAUGAAGACGUAGAGACGAAAGAGACGAAAGAGUUAGAUGAAUAUGACGAUGCCGAUGACGAGAAUGAUGAUGAUGAUGAUGACGAUGACGAGAAUGAUGAUGACGAUGACAAUAAUAAUAAUAAUAACGCCAACAACGAGGAGCAUCCCCCAGGAUGUAUGGGCAUGAAAGUAACCGCUGCGUGCGCCAGAUGCAAGGAGAUGAUCAAAUGCAGUUGUCUGGAAAAUAUGAGCGAACUACUAUACGACCGUUCCACACAAAGGUUUUUUGGAAACAGUUUCACAAAUAGACUGAAUGCAGCAAGAGCGAGGAUUCCCAAGAAGCCGAAUAAAUUUAAAAGUAGGCGUGGA
Molecule: messenger RNA, 1011 nt
Organism: Acytostelium subglobosum LB1
Lineage: Eukaryota; Evosea; Eumycetozoa; Acytosteliales; Acytosteliaceae
Exons: 1
Source: RefSeq, a predicted model, not a curated record